Suricata suricatta (meerkat) is the source of this 1476-nucleotide messenger RNA. It is a transcript of the gene ALKBH3, whose product is annotated as alkB homolog 3, alpha-ketoglutaratedependent dioxygenase. The coding region runs from base 61 to 1194 and encodes 377 amino acids. The record is from RefSeq and is a predicted model, not a curated record. Gene Ontology annotation, cellular component: nucleus. NCBI's taxonomy places the organism in Eukaryota, Metazoa, Chordata, Mammalia, Carnivora, Herpestidae. Gene Ontology annotation, molecular function: dioxygenase activity. The transcript is spliced from 8 exons. Gene Ontology annotation, biological process: DNA alkylation repair; DNA repair.
UACCAUUUAAUCAGGAAUGAAAUGUUCUGAGAGCUAAGAGCAGAAGCCUGUUUGGUCAACAUGGAAGACAAAAGACGGCGAGCCCGGGUGCAGGGAGCCUGGGCUGGCCCUGCCAAGAGCCAGGCCACCGCUCAGCCAGCCACCACUGCUAAGAGCCAUCUCCACCGGAGGCCUGGUCAGACCUGGACAAACAAGGAGCCUCAUCUUUUGGACAGACAGUUUGUGUUCAGGGAACCCCAGGAGGUAGUACGCAGAGCCCCAGAGCCACGAGUGGUUGACAAAGGAGGGGUGUAUGAUCUCAGCGUGUCACCUGCAGGCGUGUCUAGACUGGCCGCGGUGAACGAAAACAAUGGUAUCAGAAAACAUUCCAGAAAGAGAGACCGCGUGGCAAGCAGGGCAAUCUCAGACGUGUGCUCACCCUCUCUGAGGCCGGUCCUCUGUUUCCAGGGAACAACCUCGCAAAGUUGUUCCAAUACACAGUCGGCUUCUCUGAGGUCGACGAAGCCGGGAUACAAACACACCCUGGAUGAAGAAAGAACCAUUAUUCGCCAAAGAACACAGAAAAGACAGUACCUUGAUAAAAUGGUAGAGGUCAGCUUGCCUCAAAACAGAAAUAAUGGGCAGAAAUUGAACUAUCCCUGUUGCUUUGGUUGUUGCAUUCCAAGUGUGUUUGGCUUAUUCCAUGCCCCUGUUGAUAACAAGACUGACUCCGCACUUCCUGUUUCACAUGUGGCUCCCACCUGUGUCUCCUGCGGACUGUGUCCGCCCCUUCUCUUGGCCUGCGGACCGCAGUGGCAUCCCGUGCUGCUCACGCUGAAGGACCAGAUUGAAAAGAACACCGGCCACACCUUCAACUCCUUGCUCUGCAACCUUUACCGAAAUGAGAAAGACAGUGUCGACUGGCACAGUGAUGAUGAGCCGUCGCUAGGGAGAUGUCCCGUCAUUGCUUCGCUGAGUUUUGGUGCCACACGCACUUUUGAGAUGAGAAGGAAGCCCCCACCAGAAGAGAAUGGCGACUACACCUAUGUGGAAAGAGUGAAGAUACCCUUGGAUCACGGGACCUUGUUAAUCAUGGAAGGAGCGACGCAAGCUGACUGGCAGCAUCGAGUGCCCAAAGAGUACCACUCCAGAGAACCGAGAAUAAACCUGACCUUCCGGACGGUUUACCCGGACCCCAGAGGGGCGCGCUGGUGACGGGCGGUCUUGGCGUGGAGCUGGGCUGAGACCGAGCUGAGACUCCCGCCCCGAAGAGACUUCCAGAGGCUGGUCCGGCUGCUCUCUCGGGGCAGCUGCUCGGAGGGUGAGGGUGUGGGUUGCUUCCCAGCUCAGAGUCCUGUUAAACGACAGCCAGCAGCCCCCCUUCACAGGACGUGUACCAGGGGGACGGUGCUCCCUGAUCACGUCUCGAAAUCGUAUACGACAUGUUCUGUAGGCAAAUUAAAAACUGCUGUGGCCGUGCCCACGGGUGAUUCUGUC